GUUCCCAGUCUAGAGGAGAGACUGAGCGAAAGAGAGCAGCGCACUCUGAUUUCUGCAGGCAUGUGAAGAUCCAAACAGAGCUCAUUAUAUACAUAUUCAAGCCUCGUAUUUCUUAUAAAAUCAUUUUCUUUAUAUUUUACUGUUCUGUCUCCCUAAAAAGAGUAUAUAUUUUUACUGCAAAGAUGACAGCGUUAUCUCUACUGUUUAUGGCCGUGUCCAUCGCUUUAAUAACUGCAGAAUCGUCUGUUUAUUUCCGAGAGCAAUUUGAAGACGGUGACACCUGGAGGAGCCGAUGGGUGGAAUCCAAGCAUAAAUCAGACUACGGGAAGUUUGUGCUCUCUGCAGGCAAAUUUUAUGGCGAUGCCGAGAAAGAUAAGGGUCUUCAGACCAGUCAGGAUGCUCAUUUCUACGCGCUGUCAUACCGCUUUGCUGAUUUCAACAACAAGGAUCAGCCCCUCGUGAUCCAGUUCACUGUAAAACACGAGCAGAGCAUUGACUGUGGUGGAGGCUACAUCAAACUUUUCCCAUCAGACCUCAAACAGGAAGAUAUGCAUGGAGACUCCACAUAUAAUAUCAUGUUUGGUCCUGACAUCUGUGGCCCUGGAACCAAGAAAGUCCAUGUAAUCUUCAAUUACAAAGGCAAAAAUCAUUUGAUCAACAAAGACAUUAGAUGCAAGGAUGAUGAAUACACCCACCUGUACACGUUAAUUGUCAAUCCUGACAACACUUAUGAAGUCAAGAUUGAUAAUAAGAAGGUAGAGUCUGGAUCUUUGGAAGAAGACUGGGACUUCCUGCCUCCCAAAAAGAUCAAAGAUCCCGAAGCGAAAAAGCCUGAGGACUGGGACGAGAGAGAGAAGAUUGACGACCCCGAUGACAAGAAACCAGAGGACUGGGACAAACCCGAGAACAUCCCUGAUCCUGAUGCCAAGAAGCCUGAUGACUGGGACGAUGAGAUGGAUGGGGAGUGGGAGCCGCCCAUGGUCACCAAUCCAGAAUACAAGGGUGAGUGGAAACCCCGCCAGAUUGACAAUCCUGCUUACAAGGGGAAAUGGGUGCACCCUGAGAUUGAUAACCCCGAGUACACUGCUGACAACGAAAUCUAUAAAUACGAUAGCAUCGGAGUGAUUGGACUGGACUUGUGGCAGGUGAAAUCUGGCACAAUUUUUGACAACUUCCUCAUUACUAAUGACCCUAAGCUGGCAGAAGAGGUUGGCAAUGAGACUUGGGGUGCCACAAAGGAUGCUGAGAAGAAGAUGAAGGAAGGUCAAGAGGAGGAAGAGAGAAAGAAGCAUGAGGAAGAGGAAAGUACAAGAAAGGAGGAGGCAAAGGAUGAAGAGGAAGAAGAUAAGGAAGAGGAAGAAGAGGAGGAGGAGGAGGAGGAAGAGGAAGAGGAAGAAGAAGAAGAAGAGGAGGAGGAAGAGGAAACAGACUCUAAACUCAAAGACGAGUUGUAGAUUUCAACAGGAACUUGUGAAGAAAUGCACCAUGACUAAUGGGGUGCAAGGCAGAGAACUGGACUAAUGCUGGACAUUCCUUUUUGUUGUCUGUCGGAUGAUUCCGGCAGGAUUUAUUUUUUGUCUCUACUACAAACCUAUUUAUAGAUUAACUUUUUUCAUCAUUUUCAUUUGCAUGAUGUCAAGCAAAGUCCCAAGCAUUUUCAGUUGGGCAGGGUUGAAGGCAGCCAACAUGAAAAUCACACAUCCCCAUCUGUAGUGUGAGAUAUGAUCCAUAAAAAUUCAACGCUCAUGUUUACAAAUGUCAGAUAUCCUGUUUGCUAAGCAAUUCUGUGACAUGAAACUUGAAUCAUAACAGUCAUCAACUGGUAGCUACAAUACACUAGAAUAAUUACCUCAAAAACCAUUAUCGUUAUCUAUUUUGUUAAUAAUAUGGAGCAAAUUUGAGGUACUGUUGCCGCCAUUUCGUUCCCAUUUCACUUCUGUUACAGAAUAUGCCGAGUUGUUUAGAUAGAUGUCAUUUCAUCUGCAACAUUUUGGUUUGACACAGUUGUGUGUGUGUGUGUGUGUGUGUGUGUGUGUGUUGGGUUUGAGAGAGUCCUCACUUUAUUGCAUGUUUCAUCUUAACCCAAACCUCAAAUUCAUAACCUUUUCCUCACUCUUAAUAUCAAUCUAUCAGUGACCAGGUUAAAAUCUUGGUCGUAUACUUUCCUAAACACACUGUGGAUCUCACAAGCUGAUACAAUUUUGAUCUUGCCCUGGUCAGCAAGCAAAUUCUGACUCACCUGGUUUCUCAAGAGUUGAAAUGAAGAAUUUCCAUGUCUGACUGACUGAAUGUUUGGGGAAAGUGAAUUAAUAUCAACAUUCUCUGAUUUCUCGGAGUAGCUGCAAAACUCUUGCGUGUUUGCUUUGGUUCUUUUCAUUAACCGAAUUGCUGAUUUAUUGAAUUUGGCAAAUAUGGUAAUCAGGCCCAAGCUGAACCUGAAGUUAGGAAAAAUGGAAAGCUUGUGAGAUUUCAAGGGUGUUACGAGGAAAGUUCCAUAGCGAUUCUAGUAACACUUCUGCUCUCCAACAGAGAUUUCACAGCCAUUGUGAAUAUUGCACUGCUGUACUGCUUCAGUCAGGAUACUUCUCCCAGCAAAAUAGAUUGUGACCUUUUUUUUUAAAGAUAUAUUUUGUACUUUUUGUGUUUGAAGGAUGUUCCUUGACAUAUUGAGAAGGAAAGCUCUAGUAUGAAAGUUGUUGUCCAAUAAUAAAACUACAAAAAGAGUAA
Onychostoma macrolepis is the source of this 2727-nucleotide messenger RNA. RefSeq names its product calreticulin (gene calr). The transcript has 9 exons. Gene Ontology annotation, molecular function: calcium ion binding. NCBI's taxonomy places the organism in Eukaryota, Metazoa, Chordata, Actinopteri, Cypriniformes, Cyprinidae. The coding region runs from base 183 to 1454 and encodes 423 amino acids. Gene Ontology annotation, biological process: protein folding. The record is from RefSeq and is a predicted model, not a curated record. Gene Ontology annotation, cellular component: endoplasmic reticulum membrane; endoplasmic reticulum.